UGCCGGCUCCGGCAGAGGCGGGGAUGAGGCGUCGGGCGGCGGCCGGAGAACGGGACCCCCCCAGGCAGCGCCGGUGCCCUCGGUCACUGGGGAGAGGCGGCGGCGGCGAGGAACGACGUCGCUCCCAGCCCCAGCUCCGCCUGGCUCGGGAGGGGGAGCCGCGGAGGAGACUGGGAGAGGGGCGGGUCCGGCUGGAGCGGCGGGGCCGGGACGGGAGCGGCUGCCCCGGAGCUCCGAGCGGCCGCGGGGCGAAGGUGUCGCGCCCGGAGCGGCCCCGCGGCCGCCGCCUUGUUUGUUACUCAUUAACGAGGCGACGGCGAGGCCCCGGGGCUCCGUGUCCGGCCGGCUGCGAGGCCUCCCCGCCGCCCCAGCUCGCUGAGUCACGGCCGGGAGCGGCGGGGACCCGGCUCGCCCCCACCUCAGCGAGCACCGCGCGGACACAGAGACGUAAACAACGAUUUUUAUAUUGUUUACAUCACAGCUCUGUAUGCAAAUCACAAAUUGAGAUGUUAGGAAAGGCUGGGAUGGCGAAGACUGUCGGAUUUUGUUUUACUAACACUGCCACUGCCCUGACAAAUUUACUUCUCUUCUGUGGAUUACGCUGCUGCCUAACUGAGAAAAAAAAACUACCUGAAACUAAAACAACAUUGAAUUUGAUUUCUAAUUCAGCUGUGGUUUUUCACUGA
Molecule: messenger RNA, 686 nt
Organism: Parus major (Great Tit)
Lineage: Eukaryota; Metazoa; Chordata; Aves; Passeriformes; Paridae
Exons: 2
Coding region: 24-686 (220 amino acids)
Source: RefSeq, a predicted model, not a curated record